AAAGACAUAAAAAUAUACUUGGAAAAUGCAUUAUUAGACAUUACUGGUUGAAAAAUGGAAGUGUGCAGUACAAAAUAUGAAUACUCUAUCGUUACUUCUUUUCCUGUGGUUGCUCAACUGGACUGUUCUAUAUGAAAUAAAGGAGGAACCUUUCCCAGUUCAGCUACUUAUAGAUACUCCACACUGCAAUAUUUCACCUGGUGUGUUCAAGGAUAUUUUCACAGUAUGGAACUGUUCAGAACUUGGAUAUCAAGAAAUUAUAGGACAUUGUGGAAGCUUUCUUACAAUGCCAAUACCCAUAAAGCCAUAUCAGAUUCCCACCUUAUCAAAGAAUACUGGAAUUUCCAAAAUAAUGUUACAUAACAAAGAUAUAUAUUUAGCAAAUGCAGAAUGUUGCAUCAUGGAUUUUUAUUCAUUUAACCUAUUGUCAAAAAGUGAACUUACAGUUUGUGAUAUUGUUAUUGUUAUGGGCAAGAGUAAAGUUUUGCAUUAUUCAAGGAGAGGCAAACUUUUUAAAAGAUCAGCAAAACAAAAUUACAAAUCUUUGAGAUUGUCAAAGAAGAGAGGAAGUGAUGGAGAGAGUUCAAAUUUCACUGGUGCUAUGAUUUAUAACUCCACUGUGAGGAUUUCCAGAGAAGCCAAUGCAACUUCUAUGAAUAGGUCCAAAUUUAAUGAAACUGAAUUGGAAAUCAUAGAGGAAAAACUAGCCUUAAAGUUCUCACAUGAUCCAGAGUGGGCCAUGAUUAGUAUGACCUCCAUCAUUUUGCUUCUCCUGUGUGCUGUAAAAUGCUGUAAACUGACACAGUACAACCAAUCAAAAUUACAGUAUGUGGAUUAUAUUGAUGAUUGGCAUACUUCAACCGUUUAUGAGACAGCAGGGAGAAAAUUCACUUUCUUGGAUAUAUUGAAAAGAUUCAAGAAAAGAAAAAAGAAAAGGCAGAAGAAAAGUGAUGAGAAAGAGAGAUUAAUAUACAACAAAAGAAGCCACAGUGAUGGGGAAGACAAUAUUUUAGAUGAAAGUGAAAAUUUUAUCAACCUAUGACCAGAAGUCUCAAUAGUUCUGUCAGUGAUCAGUCUUAUUUAUAUACAGUCAAACCUGUAUUUUCAAGGGAAAUGAUUAAAAGAUCUAGUAUUUUUCUAAGUACAUUUACAUGCACAAUAGUUCUGAAUCAUUUUCAAGCUUCCUAAUCAGAAUAUGUUCAGUAACACCAUCUUUGUUCAUACAAAUAUUCAGUUAAUAAUUACAUAUCUAUACAAACAUCUUUUGGUAAUUUUUUUUAUUAUGUAUGGGGUUGUUAAAUACUGUGCAUUUGAUUAGAUUAGCUUGUGAAAAGUAGGGCUAAAAGUUACUGAAUUCAGAGGCUCAAACUGCUUCAGGAUUGAAAGUGACUGUGGCAUUACACGGGAUGUUGCUGAAUGCAGAUAAAAUAUAAUGUCAAUUUCUCAGGAGGAAAUUAAACUGUAUAGUUGCAUAUGAAACAAAGUCCCUGAAUACAGAGGGCUGCUAUUGCAGGUUUGACUGUAUAUAAGAUAAAUAGUUUUUGGGUUUCAAAGAGGGAGAUUUUGCUUUGCUUCAACAGGAUGAAGGAUAGAAGGUCAUAUGUAUGCUACAUGUCUACCGAUUAAGAAUGUCUUGAACACCAAUCACCGAAUUAAAUGAAAUUAUAACAAUAAAUGUGUGUAAUAAAAUUAUUUUUAUAUCAAAGGACUAUGUUGGGUAAUAACCAAUAUCUGCCCUCAAAAUCAAACUUUGAUGGAGAAAUCAAUAAUAAUAUAUGUUCUAAACCAGAAGGGGUAUCUGCAGACUUGAGAGUAUUACUUAUUUUCAUCAGCCAUGAUGUCAUAUGUUAGAUAUGACGACAAGAAAAUGACGUAAAUUCAAAUUUUCAAUGAUUUUUAGAGAAUAAUUUAUGUAGAUAUUUUGGUUAAAAGUUAUUGAGCGUAGGUCUUUCCAAGCUCUUUCUUUUGAUAUAUUGUGUAGAAUUAUAAUAUCCAUCAAUAUGUGAAUAUUGUUCUUGAUCAAUGGAUCAAGCUUGCACUCAGUAAAUUCUAUACUCAACAUUGAACAAAUUGUGUCCAUUUUGUCCUUUAUCUUGAAAAUAACAGAAUAUUCAAAUAGUUUGUGACAUCACAGAAACAAGCAUUGACAAUAGCAUACUUCAAAAUUAUAAUAGUUUUUGUCAAUUAAGAAUUUUUUUACAAUAUAUACAAUUGUGUACAUUUCUAAAGACUUUCAAAAUUUGGGGGGAAAAUAUGCUUUUACCAAACAUAGUUCUUUGUACCACUCCCUCACUGUAAACAUUAUUUACACUGAGCUACAACUGUUUCUACAGUUUAGUUAUUGAGGAUUAGAAGGGGUGGGAGAGGGAUUUCUGGGAAGAAACAGCUAAGCAAAAGA
Saccostrea echinata is the source of this 2398-nucleotide messenger RNA. RefSeq lists its product as uncharacterized. The record is from RefSeq and is a predicted model, not a curated record. The transcript has 4 exons. NCBI's taxonomy places the organism in Eukaryota, Metazoa, Mollusca, Bivalvia, Ostreida, Ostreidae. The coding region runs from base 77 to 1042 and encodes 321 amino acids.